Messenger RNA from Phyllostomus discolor (pale spear-nosed bat), 3130 nucleotides. It is a transcript of the gene MUC22, whose product is annotated as mucin 22. The record is from RefSeq and is a predicted model, not a curated record. The coding region runs from base 1 to 3111 and encodes 1036 amino acids. Lineage: Eukaryota; Metazoa; Chordata; Mammalia; Chiroptera; Phyllostomidae. The transcript is spliced from 3 exons.
AUGCCUUUUGAGACCAUCACAGCAUCUGUGCCUACUACGUUGCUCAAUACAGCCCCUGAGAGUGCCAAAUCCUCCAUCAUAACACCUGUGCCCACCAUGGUCUUCUCUACAGCCUCUGAAACCACCACUGUUUCUGGGACCACUGCAGAGUCUAUAUCUAUAAUGGGCUUCACCACGGCCUCUGACGGCACCGUGAUCUCCACCACAGAAUCUGUGCCAACCACAGCCUCCACUACGGUCUCUGAGACCACUAUGCCCUCUACAACACCUAUAACAAAAACAACCUCCACUAUGGACUCUGAGUCCUCUACCACAGCAUCUCUGACCAUGACAGUUUCUACUCUGGUCUCUGAGUCCACCAUAGCUUCUGAUAUCACCACAUCCACCAUUAUAUUUGUGCCCAUUACAAAUUCUACCUUAGACACUAAGAACACUACAUUUUCUGAGACCACCAUAUCUUCUAUCCACAAGACUACUAGAGCCUCUGAAACUAUCAAACACUCUGAGAACACCCUGGCCUCUGACACAGUCUCUGAGACAAUGAUAGUUUCCAACAAAGCCGCUGGCACACAAGGACAGUCUGUGUCUUCCACAACUACUGCAAUGCCUCCUGAGACUACUGCAGUAUCUGUGACCACCACACCUACCACCAUAACAUCUUUGCCCAUCACAGCCCACACCAUGGGCUCUGAAUCCACCACAGUGUCUUCAUCUGAGAUCAUCUUUCUCCCUACCACAAUUUCUGUACCCAACAUUUCCUCCAUGAUAACAUCUCUGCCCCCUACCGGCCCCACCACAGACUCUAAGGCUUCCACAGGCUCUGAAAUGAUCACAACCAUCAUCACAACCUCUGAGGUUCCCAUUUCCUACACCAUAGCCUCUGUGCCCACCAGUACCUCUACCAUAACCUCUGAAACCACCAGGACCUCCACGGCAAUGUCUGUGCCUACCACAGUCUUCACCACAGCCUCUGAAAGCACCACAGGCUCUAAGGCCACCAUAGUUUCCACCACAACCUCUGGACCCACCAUGGCCUCCUCUUCAGCCUCUUCAGCUACCAUGAUCUUUACCACAUCACCUGAGACUAUGACGUCCACUGCCAAAACGUCUGUAUCCACCACAGCCACCACCACAGGCUCUGACACAGCUGUAGUUUCUACCAAAGCUUCUGUGACAACUGCCAUCUCUGAAAACCCUACAAUCUCCCCAAUGCCCUCUGAGACCUUUACAUCCUCCACCACAGCAUCUCUGCCCAUGAUAGUCUCUACUCCAACCUCUAAGUUCACUGUGGCUCCCACCCUGUUCUCUGAGACCCCCACAGCUACCACAAUGCCUAUGGAGACUACCACAACAUCUGCACCCACAAAUGCCUCCAACUCAGUGUUUGAGACUGCUGGGGGCUCCCAGACAAUGUCAGUUCCCAUCCUGGCCUCAACCACAGUCUCUGAGAGCAUCAUAACCUCCACAGUAGCAUCUGUGCCCACAACAGUGUCAACUUUGACCUCUGAGUCCACUGUGGGAUCCACCACAGUCCCUGACACCACCGCAUCUUCUGCAAUAACAUCUAUGUCCACCUCAGCCUCAAGCUCUGGCUCUAAGAACACAUCAUCUGAGACCACCAAGGCCUACACCACCAAAGCUGAGACCACAACUGCUACCAAUGCCACUAUAGUCUCCAGUAAAAGCUCUGUGACAACUGAAAAUUCUGUGCCAUUCACAGCCACCACAGUGCCCACUGAGCUGAACACAGCAUCCACAUCCAACAAAACCUUCACGAUAGCCACUGAUAGCACCUCAUCCUCCAUGAUAACAGCUUUGCCCCCCACAGUUUUUAAAACCACCACAGGCUCUGAGACAGCCAUAGCUUCCACCACAGCCUCUGAGACCACUGUGGCCUUCUCCACUGCCUCUAAGAGCACUACCUCCUCUAUCAAAAUGUCUUUGUCCACCACACACUCUGACAACACCACAGCCUCCACUCCAAGACCUGAGAGCAGCAUGGCCUAUAGUCCACCUUCAGAGAUCACUUCAGAGUCUGUUGGCAGCAUGGUCUCCACCAGAGCCUCUAAGUCUACCAUGCCAUCCUCAACUCCAUCUGUGAGCACCACAUCUUCCAGCAUGGGCUUGAAUACCAUCACGUCCAUUGCAGCCUCUUCACCAGCCUCUCAGGUCACAACAGAUUUUUCCACUUUUUCUGUGCCUACUGCAAAUAGCACCAUAGGUUCUAAGACCCUGACUGUCUUAACCACAGCCUCUAAGAGCACCACAGACUCUGUCUCAGAAUCUGUGCCAGCCAUAUUCUCGUCCACAGUGUUUGGGGACACCAAAGCUUCCACUUCACCUUCUGGGUCCUCCACAGCCUUCACUUUGGCCUCAUCGCACUCAUUGGCUUCUACCUCUGCUUCUGGGGAAACAACAGUCUCCAGUGUCUCCAGAUUUUUCAGAGACUCUUCCACCACCAUGGUGUCCACCAAGGUCACUGAAUUUUCCACUCAGUUCAUGACCAACACAGUUGUACCAGGACCCUCCUUACACCCAGUGACUACAUCACACAAGUGUGCCAGAUUCAACUCCUCUGUUCUAAGUAUACCUCCCUCCCCUUUAAUUGUCUCCACUACAAAUGCAGCACAUUGUGUGACCCAUUUCCUAGGCACCAGCACCACUGGAACAAGACCUGCUAGACCCAUCUCUGCCACCACUGGCAUGGAGACCAUGCCCUCUGCUGCCAGCAGUGCCGACCCUGGGAUUGCUCUGAAGACCUCUGGCCUGGGCUUGUCCACUAUUGGAGCAUCAUCUACCACCUCUGUCCCUGGGACCAGGGCCACCAGUACAGGGUCUACCUCUGAGCUGACCAGCACUCCUGGAACCAGCACCAGCUCCCAUAAACCUGGCUCAGUCACCAUGGGCACAAAUACAGUCCAUGAGAGCCACGCAUCAACAAACGUCACUAAACCAAGUGGGCGUUUGCAGCCUUGGGCCAUCAUCCUCAUCUCUCUGGCUGCCACCAUGGUCAGUGUUGGAUUGUUAGUGGGACUGAGUUUUUGCCUGGUAGGUAUCAAGGAUGAGUUAAUAAGGGAGACUUCCAAAAAGGUAGAAGAUGAAUGCAAGUAGACCUCAAAUAAGUAGUGCA